This is a messenger RNA of Parnassius mnemosyne (clouded apollo), 4389 nucleotides long. Lineage: Eukaryota; Metazoa; Arthropoda; Insecta; Lepidoptera; Papilionidae. The record is from the annotation of a GenBank genome assembly.
AUUCCUGCGCUGAUUGCAGGCACGAGAAAUCUGCCAACCCGUUUAUUUUUUGGGAUUAGUACCCGAGAAUAAAUCGAACUGCGAUUUUGUACUCAAAUAUAUUUCAGUUUAUAUUUGUCGGCAAAUGUCAAACAACUUUAUUGAAUUCGAUGCAUCCCUGUUGUCGCAUUUCGAGUGUUAACUCUUAAUUUCAACUGCAGUUUAGUGCAUCCGCGAAAGUUGAAAGGACUGUGUUGUAAAAGAAAGACGUGAUAAUUAGCCAAAAUUCCGGUCCCCACGCGCAGACGAGAAGGUGCCUACCCGCCGGGGCAGUCGGGCGAAGGAGAUAUGAACAACAAACGCAAAAAUCGCCAAGGGCCGCCGAGGUCGCCACGCGGCCGCGUAGUAGCCGAGGGUGUGUACAACAACGCGCACUUCAUGCACGCGGCGACCUCGCACGUGGGGGACAUCGUGCAAGUGCUCACGCAGUCCGGCAGCCUCUGGGAGGGGGUCUUCAAGACAUUCAGCGCGCAGUUCGAGGUCAGUGCUUUAUCUAGUUCUUACGAUGUAGAGGCGGUGUGACAAUAUCCACUACCCCAUAUCAUCCCGUGGGUGUUUCCUCUUGCGCCUGCUGAACAGAUUUCAAGAAGGCGAUGAUACUGACAGAUAGACUGCAUCCGCAGGGAAAGCCCUUUACCGCGGGAAAUUACGUAAUUCAAACUAGAAAAUUUGAUUUAAUGUAGGCAAAACCGCGUGGUAAAAAGCUAGGAAUAUAUAAAAAUCUAUUAAACAUAUAGGUACCCCAUAUCAUCCCGUGGGUGUCGUAAGAGGCUACCGGGGGAAGCAAACCAGGAGACGGGCAGCAGCGUCUUCCUAAUAACGACUAAAAAUAUAAAACUGCGGUUGCAAACUCGCUUGCCGAGAGUGGUAACUAUGCCAAAUAUCCCCUCUAUGAAUCAAUGGGGGAGGCCUAUAUUUAGCAGUGGAAUUUAAUAGGCUGUAACCGUAACGGCUUUAUCUAUUUGCUUUGCUGCUCGCAGAACUCGAUUACACUAAGGAAGGACAAAGUAGGCCUAUGGGUCCCACGGUCUUAAAUAAAACACAUUUGUACGUGUACGUCGUACAAUAAACAAGAAGGAGUCAGCUAGACGUGGAUUUCGUAGUGCAGUUUUUCUGACUUAGUACGAGGGCGGCACUGAAAAUUUCGGGAAUCAAGGAUGUGACACAACAUUACUAUUUAAAAAUGUAUUUAUUGAUUUUCGAAGUAUUCGCCGCGAAAUUUGACACAUUUUUCCAUACGAUGGAACCAAUCAUUGAAGCAACCAUUCCAUUCGGAAGUUGGGGUCUCUAAAAUGGCCGUUUUGUAUGCGUCCACAGCUUCUUCAGGUGAUGAAAAUCUCUGUCCACGCAAUUUAUUCUUUAUUUUAGGGAAAGUAUAGAAAUCAUUAGGGCUUAGGUCGGGGCUGCACGGCGGAUGGUCUAAUAAUUCUGUUUUCUUGCUCUAAAAACUUGUUCUGUGUGCGGUGUGAGAACUCGCAUUGUCGUGAUGGAGGAUGAUGCGGCGGUUGCAGUUCUCUUUACGAAGUUCAGAAACGACCUGUGGCAAACAAAUGCUAGCAUACCAUUCUGCAUUAACCGUUCUUUGUCCCUCAAGAGGAAUAGUCGUAACAUGGCCGGUUUUGGAGACAAACGUAGCCACCAUUUUUUUUGCAACACUCCGUGAACGAACAAUUUUUGUUGGCUUUAACUCAUUUUCGAACACCCAAAUUCGUGACUGGUUUUUUGUUUCGGGUUCGUACGCGUGUAUCCUGGAUUCGUCACCUGAUAGGAUGUUGUAUACAGCAUUUGAGGAUCCUGCGUGGAAUCUUUCGAGAGUUCUGACGCACCAAGUAACGCGAGCCGCUUUUUGCUCUUCACAGAGCGAAUGCGGUAUCCAUCGGGAAAACAACUUUUUUACACCUAAUUGUUCAUGCAAUAUUAUUUGUAUUUGACUCAUGCUAAUGUCUAAAGUUGCCUGAAUUUCUCGGUAUGUCACAUGUCGAUCUUCCUCAAUCAGCUUAUGCACAGCAUCAACGUUUUCUUGGGUGACUGCAGUUUUUGGACGACCUUGACGGGGAUCAUCACUGAGCUUGACACGUCCACGUUGAAAUUCAGCAAACCAGCGAUAAAUUGUGGUUUUGGAUGGGGCUUCAUCACCAAAUGCAGAAAUCAUCCGGUCACCACACUGUUUUUGUGUUAAACCACUUCGAAAGUCAUAAUAAAUCAUCGCUCUUGAUUUUCUCGAGUCAAUUCCAUUUUCUCAACGACUAAACAAGUUUGAUAAAACCUUGUGGCAAGACCGAGAAUCUUUUUUUAAAUAAAUAAAUGGUAUUCGAUUUUUAAAACCAAGGACUUUUCAAUUAAAAAGAUUUUAAUAUGACAGGAACAGUGGAAAUAUUCUAUUCCCGAUACUUUUAGUGCAGCCCUCGUAAUGUAUCUUCCCGUUUUUGUCUUAAGCUAUCUCCGACACUGACAUUGCCUAGAUGCAACUACUUGGCCUAAUCCAACUGUGGCUACAUGAGCCUUUAAAUCAUCAUUAACUUCAUGAGUGACCUCGAAUGUAAUGCGAUAACAACAUAAAUGGGUAGUAUUAACGCUAAAAUGCAUUGAAGAUAAUCUUAGAAAAAUUUCGUCAUUAACAGGCUUAUUGUAAGUUCUAUUAUGCUUUGCUUAGAAUUUUUUUGCUUAAGAAAAUAGUUCGGUCGUGGUUUGCACUAGAUAUAAUUGUAUUAGUAUUUUACACAUAUUAUAUUUAAUGAGACAACACAAUGUUUUGAAUAUCGGAUGUGUUAAGGUUGGCAGCAAUAAAAAAUAUCAUAACUAGCGUCUGUAUUUUAUUUAAAUGUGGUAGUGUAAUAAUAUUCACUGCCCCAUAUCUUCCCGUGGGUGUCGUAAGAGGCGACAGAGGGAAACGGCUAACUUUAGCAAAAAAUAAAAUAAAUAUGUUGGAAGCAGCUUGCGAAAAUUAUUUUUGCAAAAGCACCUACCUCCAUCCCAUAAUCGCGGCAACUAUUAUUACCUAAAUUAAACCUAACACUAACCGCUACGGUAGGAUCCACACAACAACGUGGAUAGUACGUACGACACGUGUUAGCGUCUCAAAACUAGUCACCGGAUUCUCAGAAACAGACUGCGAUAGGAUUUUUGUACCUCAAAUUAGGUACAAAAAUUCCUUAGCGUUUAUUUUUACCUCAGAACAACAGAAGUUACAUAUAGACUUUUUAAAAAUUUCAAUAACACGGUCGAGGUAUACGUCAACUUAGCUAACUAUUCCUAAUCGAUAUAAAUGAGAUUUGAUAUUUAAAUCUAUUUGUAGUAUUUUUAAGACUCAUUUUUGCAUAUUUGUGUAAAUUAAACUCUAUUUACUUCCGAUCUUGUAAUUUUUUUAUUUUUAUAUAGAAUAUGAGUGACAAACGAGCAAACAGUCCACCUGAUGAUAAGUGGAUGCUGUGGCCCAUAGACAUCUACAUCAUCCUCAAUUGAGAAUCAAAAUGCAGAUGCGUUGUCAUCCGUGAGGACUGAGAUGGAAUGCCUCGUUCCACUUACCAUCAGGUGGACUGUGUGCUCGUUUGUCACCCUAUCCUAUAAAAAAAAUUGCCAACCGUAGUAUUUUAAUAUUUAUUUGUUUCAACACAAAACUAUCUCAACAAAUAAUCGUAAUACGAUGGUGCAACUAUUCAUUCUAUAUGCUAUAUACGUUUACAUAACAAAUUACUUAGGUAUAAUGCUAGCUUUGUGAACUCAGGGGACAACAAAACAAGUCUAUUUCUCUGGCUAGCUGAGCAAGAGUACAGAGAGCACCACCCGAGGCAUCCGUCCGGGACGUACAUGUUCAACCGUUUUAGUAUGUCAGAAUAAAAAAAAGAUUAAGUUCUAACCCUAACUUCAUUAUACCAUUCCCUCCUUCCAAAGAAUAAGGUUUAUCCCUAAACCCACUUAAUCCCUUAAUGUAUUCAACAUUAAGGGAUAAAGUGGCUUCACGCUGUAAUGUUUCAUAUACAGAUAUCUUAGUUGUUAUCAAGAAGACAAUGAUGCCCAUCUCCUAGUUUGUUUCUCUCUGUCGCCUCUUACUACAUCCACGGAACAAUAUGAUGUAAGUAUGGGAAAUUGGACACACACGGUACACUAAGAAACUGUUGUCCUGAUUGAAAAUACCAAUUACUAGAACAGACACCGGGAACAAAUCAUCAAAAACAUCGAAAAUCGUUAUGACACGGCACAGACCAAGUUUGAGUCCGCGGUCUCUAACGCUUGUUGCACAAGUGGUAAAAUUAAAAAUGACUUCAAUAUAAAUUGUUAAGGAUAACUUAAAAACUACUAGUCAUACCUUGAUGAAAUUUAUAUGGAAUUACAUAAAAAGCACCACCUUUC